Molecule: messenger RNA, 847 nt
Organism: Caenorhabditis elegans
Lineage: Eukaryota; Metazoa; Nematoda; Chromadorea; Rhabditida; Rhabditidae
Source: the annotation of a RefSeq genome assembly
AUGUAUUUCAAACAUAGUUUUAGGAGUAUGAUGUUUGAUUUUUGGAUUGGAAUCCUAUCGACACCGUAUAUUUUCUUCCCAAAUCUUGCAUUAUUCGGGUGCGGAGUGUUGAACUUCUUUGGAUUUCCGAUUUUAAUAUCAUUUAUACUCGCCUUGAACACUCUCAUUUUCAUGAGUCUAUCACUGAUCUAUCUUUAAAGUCGGAGUAGUCUCAUUGUAAAAAAUAAGUUUAAAAUAACAAGUUCCUUGACACGGGCGCUGUAUUAUUCAUUAAACUACAUGGCAUAUUUCCCCACUCUUUAUUUUAUUUCUAAAAUUCCAUUGGAUCAGGAGAGUGCAAAACUGGAACUUCUCAAAUCCAUGCCGUGCCCUACUCAAAAAUUUUUCACGCAAGACGUUUAAGUGUUGAUUUCGGACCCAUUUUUCGCAGUACUCAUCCACAUGGUGAUAGGUUCCACCUAUAUCAUUAUAAUCACAUCUCAAAUAGUUUUCCACUGAGGCUGUUCGCUUUAUUAUUUGUACAUAGAACUUUCCAAUGCAAUACCAAGAAGUACUCGCAGUCUUCAGCGGUCAUUCUUUAUAGGGAUAACUGCGCAGACUUGUGUUCCGCUUGUUAAUAUAGUGGCAACUAUUAUUAUUAUCAUUUUGAAAUGUUUAUUCGGAAACUUUUCUCAAGGCAUUUUUAAUGUUUGUAUUUCGAUAAUUGGAUCUCAUGGAUGUGUGGAAAGUAUAGUGAUUAUUUUGAUACAUGGAAACUAUCGAAAAACCGUUUGGCGUUGUUUAAAAAAACAAGAAGUUCAUACCACCAUUCCAAAUAAGAAGGUUUCUAACACAGUCAGCAGAGUAG